AUGGCGCAGAUGGCACUUGUUCCGGUGGGGGAUGGCGAACUCGUGGAGCAGCAGAUUCCAGAGCCAGUCGCAGACCAGAACUUCAACAGGAAGAAGAUGUUCGAGCUGCAGCAGGAGCUGUCGACGCUGCAGAAGCGCUCCCUGAAACAGCAUGAGGCCGUCAUCCACCUGGAGACAGGCCUCAAAUCCAUGAUUUCGGAGGUGGACCUGCGCCGGGCCCUGGGGCUGGCCUUCCAGGAGUUCGAGAACCGCAUUGAGGAUGCCUUCCAGGACUCCAACAGAAAGUGCUUAGGGAUGUUCUCAAAGCGAGAGGAAGUGACAGAGCUCCAGGCAGCGAUAACGAAGAAAGUGAACUGGGCCGAGUACAAUGCUGUGCUGAAGAAGCUCUCGGACCUCAGACAGUACGUGGAUGGCAUGGCUGAGUCGGUCUUCAUCGGCCAGCGCGAAGCCUUGGAGUCCGAGUUCGCGAAGAAGGCCAACGCCGAUUGGGUGGAGAAGUCGAUGGGAGAGAAGGCUGACUUUGCAGACCUGAACGAUGUCCGAGCCCGCCUGGAAAGGCUCGAAGUUCUGGUCUCGCACAAUGACCAGAAGCAUACCGCCAAGCUGCAGGCGAUGCGAGAGGAAUCUGCUUCCCAGAACAAUGACAUGUUUCAGCGCCAAUCCGUGUUGAUGAAAGAGGCCAACAGCACAAUGACCUCCAGCAAACAGCAGUUUCAGGACAUGAAGAACAUGAUCGAACGCCACGAGUCCCGCCUGAAGAGCGUGGACUCGUCCGUUGGAGAGCUCAGCAAGGCGCAGCACGAGCUCCAAGGACUUGCGCAGAAGGCGCUGCUCCCGCGGCUGGAGACUGCAGAGGCCAGCCUUGUGCGCUUAGAGCGAGCAGACGGUACCAACCGGGAGCAGGUCAUCAAGCUGGAGUCGAAAGCCGAGGAGCUCAAAGGCGCCUUGGAUCAGCGCUUUCGCGAUCUCUCUCAGCAGGGAGGUCACUUCAAGGAGCAGUUGGACUUUCUCAUGCAGGCGACUGACAUGUUGAAGCGCCGACUGAGGGAGGUGGCCAAGACUCAGACCGGAAAGAUGAAAGAGCUGGCGGAUGACCAGGACAAGCACGUACAGCAGCUCGCAGCUGUGGAAAGGGUGCUGAAAAAGCAGGAGCGCGACGUUCGUGCCAUGGAGUUCCGUUCCACAAAGGGGGACACCGCCGACUCCUGGCGCUGCGCCUUGCCCAUGCUCGCCACGCCGGAUGACCCGGACCCCAACGUCCGGCUGAACAGCGUGCUGGACCAGCUGGAGAAGAUGGCGUGCAGGUCUGAGGAGAGUACGCACAUUGCGCCAUGGAAUCCCAACCGACCGCCCCUUCCGGUCAGCGCAGACACGACUGGAGAGUGGGAGCGGCUCUCUCACGCCAACAUGGGAGGGGCGCCCGACGCCGAGUCUGCUCGAGCCGGACAUAUGGCUGUGACGAGCGGCGUUCGAGGAAUGUAUGGGCUGAGCCCCCGAACUCCGGCCAACACGGGCAAAAUGAGCAAGAAGGCAAAGCGCACGUUCUAG
Messenger RNA from Symbiodinium natans, 1548 nucleotides. Lineage: Eukaryota; Dinophyceae; Suessiales; Symbiodiniaceae. The record is from the annotation of a GenBank genome assembly.